GGAAAGAUCUACUUCGGCAGAAGUGCGAUCCGCGAGGUGGCAGAGAGACGUAAGCCUGAGCUGAACAAGUACAUGCAGGAGCUGUUGUCCCUGGACCCUAAGAUCUCGCGAGACCCGGACGUUCGGCUGUUCUUCGGCCAGACGGAGAGCGACGUUCUCGCGCUCGAGAACAGGGAGAAGCAGGGCAUUGUGGGAAGUGCUCCUCAUGCGUCUCUGAAACCCUCACUCAACUCCAACUCAGCAAUCAAGACUUCUCCAAGACCAAAGGUGAAACCCUCCCGACCCAGACCACCUGUGCCCAGACGUCCCUCCAAGCCCCCAUCCAUUGUCAAGGGACCGAGGGCUAAGGUCCUGUAUCCAUUUGAGGCUAGAACCACAGAUGAGCUGUCCCUGACAGCUGGUACUACAGUCAGCCUGCUGCACAGGGUCAACCAGGACUGGAUAGAGGGCAGGUACAACAUGAAGACUGGGCUGUUCCCUGCAGCGUAUGUGGAGAUUGUGGAGGAUCUGGAUGAAGACCAGGAGGAAGGAGAGGAUGAGUGGGAUGACCCUGAGCCAGUAGCUGUGAUCUGCUGUCACUACUCCGGCGGAGUCAGGGACAUCGAGGUACAUCCAACCUUUGUGGAGAAACCAGUAUUUAUGGAGCUGCUAACUCUAGUCAGACAAUCCUUGCAGCGGCAGGAUCUGGUUCUGAACUACCUGGAUCGGGAGGGAGAUCUGAUCCGAAUCAAGGACCAGGACGACGUGGAUCUGAUGAUCGACCGGUCGGAGAAGAAGACGUUACCACGGCAACUGAGCCGGCAGCUGAGCAGCAGCCAGUACGCUCCGUGGGAGGUCCACGCGACCUUGGAGAAGGACUAUUCUGUUUAUCAUGUCAAGGACACGACUCCAAGGAGGUCGUACCUUCUCGCAACCCAAAAUCAAUGAUUGAUCUUCUCCAAAGAUGUAAUCAUUUUUGCCUCUUUUGCAGACCUUCUAAGUAAGGCAUUUAUUUUGGGGAGCAUUGUAUUUGCAAGAUUCAACCUGAACAUUCGUUUAAAAUUACCCAAAAUAAAUGCAGGCCGCACCUAGAAGGUCUGUGAAGGAGGCUAACUUCUCAUAUCAUAUGGGCUACAGUAAGUUAACUCUAACUGUAUUUAUUCCUGAAAUAAAAUUGGUAAGUAGUCCCUUGAGAUGUCACAGAUUCAUUUUAUAGGUAGCCAUCACAGUUCCAGACACAGUGGAACAUUUUAGUAACAUUAGAUAGAUUGACUGUCACAGUGAUCUUCUAUGACAAGGUCAUAUAGUGACUGUGACCUUCUAUGACAAGGUUAUAUAGUAACUGUGACCUGAAGCCUCUAUGACAAGGUCAUAUGGU
Molecule: messenger RNA, 1357 nt
Organism: Branchiostoma floridae (Florida lancelet)
Lineage: Eukaryota; Metazoa; Chordata; Leptocardii; Amphioxiformes; Branchiostomatidae
Product: neutrophil cytosol factor 4-like
Exons: 8
Coding region: 73-927 (284 amino acids)
Biological process (GO): superoxide anion generation
Molecular function (GO): protein binding; superoxide-generating NADPH oxidase activator activity
Source: RefSeq, a predicted model, not a curated record